AUGAAGUUCACCCUAGGCCUGGGGUCGCGGGCGUGGAGAGUGUCCUGGGAGCGGGCGGCGGCGGCGGCGGGCGGCGGCGCGCUCGGCAGCGGCUCACGGCGCUCUUCCAGCCCGCGGCCCGGCCGCCGCGGCUCUCGGCUCGCGCGCGCCCUCCCUCUAUGCCUCUCCCGCGGCGGCGGCGCCCCAGCUCUCCCGGACCGCGCCGGGCCCAGCCCCGGCCGCCUCGGCGCCAGGCAGCCGGCCGGCCCGCGCGCCAUGGAGCAGACGUACGGCGAGGUGAACCAGCUGGGCGGCGUGUUCGUCAACGGCCGCCCCCUGCCCAACGCCAUCCGCCUGCGCAUCGUGGAGCUGGCGCAGCUGGGCAUCCGACCCUGUGACAUCAGCCGGCAGCUUCGCGUAUCCCACGGCUGCGUGAGCAAGAUCCUGGCGCGCUACAACGAGACGGGCUCCAUCCUGCCCGGGGCCAUUGGGGGCAGCAAACCCCGCGUCACUACCCCCAACGUGGUCAAGCACAUCCGGGACUACAAGCAGGGCGACCCCGGCAUCUUUGCCUGGGAGAUCCGCGACCGGCUGCUAGCCGACGGCGUCUGCGACAAGUACAACGUGCCCUCUGUGAGUUCCAUCAGCCGCAUCCUGCGCAAUAAGAUUGGCAGCCUGGCGCAGCCCGGCCCGUACGAGGCGAGCAAGCAGCCGCCGCCGCAGCCGGCGCUGCCCUAUAACCACAUCUACCAGUAUCCCUACCCCAGCCCCGUGUCGCCCACGGGUGCCAAGAUGGGCAGCCACCACGGGGUCCCGGGCACAGCGGGCCACGUCAGCAUCCCCCGUUCAUGGCCCUCGGCUCACUCGGUCAGCAAUAUCCUGGGCAUCCGGACGUUUAUGGAGCAAACAGGGGCCCUGGGGGGGAGCGAAGGCGCCGCCUACUCCCCGAAGAUGGAAGACUGGGCCGGCGUGAACCGCACGGCCUUCCCCGCCAGCCCAGCCGUGAACGGGCUCGAGAAACCUGCCUUGGAGGCAGACAUUAAAUACACGCAGUCGGCCUCCGGCCUCCCCGCGGUGAGCGGCUUCCUCCCGGCCUGCGCCUACCCGGCCUCCAACCAGCACGGUGUGUACAGCUCGCCGGCCGGCGGCUACCUCGCCCCGGGCCCGCCGUGGCCGCCGGCGCAGGGGCCCCCGCUGGCGGCCCCCGGGGCCGGUGUCACCGUACACGGCGGGGAGCUUGCCGCAGCCGUGACCUUCAAGCAUCCCAGCCGAGAAGUGGCCGACCGGAAGCCGCCCAGCCCCGGCGGCAAGGCCCCCGACGGCCUCGGGAGCUUACACGGACUGCCCGUCCCGGCCUCGACCUCCUAGGGCCGCGCGUCCGUGAGCCGAGCCCAAGCCCGAGCCCGGAGGCGGCGGCGGAGCGGCGGGCGCAGUGGGGCGCGGACCCGAGGACUCGCCGCGGCCGAAGUGCCCAUCAGCCCCAGCCUCGCCCGGCCCCGCGCCCGGCAGCCGCGCUUCCUCCAUCGGCCGGGGUUUUCGGCUUCUCUGAACUUUGGCUUCAGACUGUUGCAUCUUCGUCGCCGCGACCUUUGCUCUGACGUGGCCUCCCUCGUCCAGCGGGUCUCCAGCGUCUUUUCCUACUUCUCCCCGGGCUGUUUGGCACCGCCCCUCCCUCCCUUUCUCUCCCUUCCCCUCUCUCCCUCUUUCCCGCUCUGCCUCGCUUCCCUUCUUCCUCCCUUUCUUCCCUCCUUCCUCCUGAGCCUCCUUUCCUUCCCCACCUUCGCCCUCUUCAUUUUCCUCUCUAUCUCGCUUCCUUUCCUCCCUCCGUCUUCCCGUCUACGUGGGCUCCCUUUCCUGUGGUCCAGCCGGGUCCGCCGUCUUCUCUCCUUGGCCUUUACAAGUCACGACUCUGCCUCUCCUUAUUGGCACUGCCCGGACCCUCACCCCCUUGCCGAGAGCACCAGACCAGUCUCCACGACAGGCCCUCCUCUUUUUAGCCUCCACCCCUCCGGGGGCCCCAGGCCUCACCGAGGGGCUCCAACCUGGGAAAUGGAGAAGCCACAGUUUUUAUUUCAUAUUUUUAUAACCAUGAACCCAGAUAAAACUUCGGUGAACUGUCCCUUCUUCUCCCCCACCCCCAAGGAUAUUAUCAGGAAAUAUUCUUCUUUGGAUGUUUUCUCAGUGCCCAGUGGCUGGGCUUCUCUUUGCUUCCUCUGAGAUGAUGUCACCCCAAAGAAGACUGGGGUAGGAGUAGGGGCACUGGGGCCACUGUGUUUUCUGUAGUUAGAAAACCAUGCGUGCCCUGGGGGUGCCCCCUCCUACCCCUCCACACCCAACAGGAGGGAAUCUGGCAUAUGGUAGACGCAUCAGCACUGUUUUUUGGUAUUCAGGGGUCAGCACAUUUGUUAAUUUAAACGACAAACUGCUUCUGGGUACAAAGGUGCAAUCUGGCUUCUGGCUUGCAAAGGGAUGGGGGUCAGAAAAAUCCAGAAAGUGUCUUCUAGAGCAGGACACAAGCUCCGUUCACUGCUCCCAAGUUCAGGAGCACUGGUGGCAGGACCCUGGACAUAAAACUUCAAUCUCUGUAGUCAGAAAAAUGUCACUGGUGAGAGUCUGACAUCACCUGUUAACCAUGGCUACCUUUGAAUAAAGGAAAGCAUCUGUAUG
Messenger RNA from Orcinus orca (killer whale), 2646 nucleotides. It is a transcript of the gene PAX1, whose product is annotated as paired box 1. The record is from RefSeq and is a predicted model, not a curated record. NCBI's taxonomy places the organism in Eukaryota, Metazoa, Chordata, Mammalia, Artiodactyla, Delphinidae. The transcript is spliced from 5 exons. Gene Ontology annotation, molecular function: DNA-binding transcription factor activity, RNA polymerase II-specific; RNA polymerase II cis-regulatory region sequence-specific DNA binding. Gene Ontology annotation, biological process: regulation of transcription by RNA polymerase II; anatomical structure development. The coding region runs from base 1 to 1347 and encodes 448 amino acids.